GCGGAUCCUUCGAGAUCCUCCAGCCGCAGAAUGGAAGCUACUCAGUCUGCGCCUUUGCUUGCCUCCCCGUCUUCCUCUCCGACUUCCCCUGUUUCAUCAAGCCAGUCGUCGGAUCGUAUCGCCGCAGGCGCCGCUUGUUCUCCCGUGGGCCAUCAACGGUGUGUAGCGAGUGGCAACUCGGCUGAAUGGGCGACCUGUGACUUUGGGGUAUGGCUUGUACGCUCUUGCGGCACAGGACUGAUAUGCCGUGAUGAUCAGGCCCCCUUGGUAUGUGAUUUCCCGCUAGAUCCAACCCAUCAACAAAUGGAACUUUAUCAAGCAGAAAUAGCCUGAUGAUGGGGUGGC
Molecule: messenger RNA, 345 nt
Organism: Radiomyces spectabilis
Lineage: Eukaryota; Fungi; Mucoromycota; Mucoromycetes; Mucorales; Radiomycetaceae
Exons: 1
Coding region: 31-333 (100 amino acids)
Biological process (GO): chitin catabolic process
Molecular function (GO): chitin binding
Source: RefSeq, a predicted model, not a curated record